UCGUCCCAUGCUCCGUCAUGUGAUAUUCGUUGCUCGAGAAAAAGUUUCGUGAUCGCGUUGUCCACCUUUUUAUUUUUUAUUUCGCCCAAAGCACUUCGCGUCGAUCCUUUAAGCCUGCAAAAUGGUUUCCGAGUGGGUGCCCCCGAUCGUUAUCACCUGCAUUUGGGCCUUCAUCGGCAUUAUCUGCCCCUUUUUCGCCCGAGGACCCAACAGGGGGGUGACUCAAUGCUGUCUGAUGCUCACGGCAGCUACAUGCUGGUUGUUCUGGCUGUGCUGUUACAUGACGCAGCUGAACCCGCUGAUCGGACCCAAACUAAGCAUGAACGAAAUCAUGAUCAUGGCCCGCGAGUGGGGCAAUGAGAUCAAAGAUACCAUGGACGUCACCGUCUAAUCAUAAUGUAUUCGUUUCGCAUGUUCUGUUAUUGUUUCUUUACCCCGGAUGUUCUUGCAUUCUGUAUUAUUAAUUUUCAAUUUAAUGUUUAAAGCAUAAAAUAAAGUGUAUUAGCGAUUACGCUUUUGGAAAAGCUGUUGUAGAAAAUCAUAGAUAAACAAUAUAUUUGUAACUUAAGUACGACCAAAAAUGAAAAGUUAGCCUUGACUUUUGGCCAAGCAUUCCUGUUAACACAUGUGUCUUAAAAUGAAGAUUGAAACUUAAAAUAAAGUAAAUUUACACAAAACUAAA
Drosophila ficusphila is the source of this 682-nucleotide messenger RNA. It is a transcript of the gene VhaM9.7-b, whose product is annotated as V-type proton ATPase subunit e. Lineage: Eukaryota; Metazoa; Arthropoda; Insecta; Diptera; Drosophilidae. Gene Ontology annotation, molecular function: proton-transporting ATPase activity, rotational mechanism. Gene Ontology annotation, cellular component: proton-transporting V-type ATPase, V0 domain; plasma membrane proton-transporting V-type ATPase complex. The transcript has 3 exons. Bases 122 to 391 code for a protein of 89 amino acids. The record is from RefSeq and is a predicted model, not a curated record. Gene Ontology annotation, biological process: proton transmembrane transport.